GCUUUCAUCGUUCGGCAAAAAGUGGGUCCAGCUAAGCUAGCGCGAAUGAGCCACCGGACCCUGUUAUGUCCCUCCCUUUCAGGCUUUCAUUCCCAAACUCCCCUCACCGGUCCAUCUCAAUAUCCUCAGUGUCUUACCUAUCGACGACACCUGCUCAGCUCAUCACAUCCAGUAAUCUGCCUCGAUCGUUGCUCUGUUGAGUCCUCACUCCGACAUUCAUCGCCCAAGCUGCUCUGUCUACUACAUCUUCUAAGGUAGCAGACAGUCACUGAUGAGUCUACCUUUCGCCCUCUCGGUCACUACGCCAUGCACAGCCCCCCCAUACUCGCUACCCCAGCGUCGCUUGGGUCCCUUGAUUGCUGUCAAUAUAGCCUAUAGCUCUGGUCAUGUCGGUCUCCGUACACAAGGCCAGUUGACAGCGCCAUCGCUGCAAACAAGCAUUCUCGGUCCGGCACUCCUCGCCUUGGCUAUAUGUGUCUUGCUACCUAUCCCCUAA
Molecule: messenger RNA, 496 nt
Organism: Periconia digitata
Lineage: Eukaryota; Fungi; Ascomycota; Dothideomycetes; Pleosporales; Periconiaceae
Source: the annotation of a GenBank genome assembly